Lutra lutra (Eurasian river otter) is the source of this 4129-nucleotide messenger RNA. RefSeq names its product hyccin PI4KA lipid kinase complex subunit 2 (gene HYCC2). The transcript has 14 exons. The coding region runs from base 305 to 2062 and encodes 585 amino acids. The record is from RefSeq and is a predicted model, not a curated record. Gene Ontology annotation, biological process: phosphatidylinositol phosphate biosynthetic process; protein localization to plasma membrane. Gene Ontology annotation, cellular component: plasma membrane. NCBI's taxonomy places the organism in Eukaryota, Metazoa, Chordata, Mammalia, Carnivora, Mustelidae.
GGCGGCGCUGCCUUUGGGGGACGCGGAGUGCUAGAUCAGGAGGGGUUUUCUCCUCGGGCUGCGGGAACCGUAGAGAGGAUGUGACGAGGGUGGUCUUGGAAGGCGGUAGCUGGAGUGUUGGUGGUUCCGGAACCUCGCGUAGACCAGGAAAGUGGAGAGCCUCAAAAAUCUAUUGUAGGAGCGCUGGAAAAUUUGUCUCAACAAAUGAAUUCCACACUUGAAUUCUGCUGCAUUCCUGUGCCACCUCCUCCUUUAGAAAACUGAUCUUAGAACAGAGAAAUAAAAGAGGAAUAGAGGGUAGAAGAUGCUGGGAUCUGAACGUGGUGUUGUGGAAGAAUGGUUAUCAGAAUUCAAGGCAUUACCUGACACUCAGAUCACCAAUUAUGCAGCAACUUUACACCGGAAAAAAACACUGGUACCAGCCCUCUAUAAAGUUAUUCAGGAUUCAAAUAAUGAGCUUCUGGAGCCUGUCUGCCACCAGCUGUUUGAGCUCUAUCGUAGCUCUGAAGUUCGACUUAAGAGGUUCACACUGCAGUUCUUGCCCGAAUUGGUGUGGGUUUAUUUACGGCUCACGGUUAGCCGAGACAGACAGAGUAACGGUUGCAUUGAAGCACUUCUGUUAGGAAUUUAUAAUUUGGAAAUUGCUGAUAAAGAUGGAAACAAUAAAGUUCUAUCUUUUACUAUCCCUUCUUUAUCCAAGCCUUCAAUAUACCAUGAGCCCUCAACAAUUGGAUCCAUGGCUUUGACAGAAGGGGCUUUGUGUCAGCAUGAUCUCAUCAGGGUUGUUUAUAGUGAUCUUCAUCCUCAAAGGGAAACAUUCACUGCACAAAACCGGUUUGAAGUCUUGAGUUUCCUCAUGUUGUGUUAUAAUUCUGCUAUUGUGUAUAUGCCUGCUUCAUCUUACCAGUCUCUUUGUCGGAUGGGCUCCAGGGUUUGUGUGAGUGGGUUUCCACGGCAACACGAAAAACACUGGAAAGAACUCUGUGGUCGAAUAGUAUUGGAUCCUGAAUUCAUGGUGCAACUUCUCACAGGGGUUUAUUAUGCCAUGUAUAAUGGGCAGUGGGACCUUGGCCAAGAAGUCCUUGAUGACAUCAUUUAUAGAGCUCAGCUAGAACUCUUUUCUCAACCACUGUUGGUUGCCAAUGCCAUGAAGAACUCAUUACCAUUUGAUGCUCCUGAUUCUUCACAAGAAGGCCAGAAGGUACUUAAAGUGGAAGUCACUCCAACAGUGCCGAGAAUUUCUCGGACUGCAAUUACAACAGCUUCAAUCCGUCGUCAUAGAUGGAGGAGAGAAGAUGGCUUUGACUUCUCAAACGAGGCUGACUCGAGUAUUCCUGGCUCCCCGAUCCAACACGGCUCCACUGACCUAGGGAUCAAACGUGUUCAAGAGGGGGAGGUGCUGGUGCGCAGGACCCCUGAGCACGGCUCACCGGAGCCCAACUCAGCAGCAGCCACAACAGAGGGUGCUGAGGGUGUAAAUGGAGAAGAGUCGGUAAACCUAAAUGAUGCAGAUGAAGGAUUUUCAUCAGGGGCUUCCCUCAGCAGUCAGCCAUUUGGGACCAAACCAUCCUCCUCUUCUCAGAGGGGAAGCUUAAGGAAAGUAGCAACGGGGCGUUCAGCUAAGGAUAAAGAAACAGCUUCUGUCAUCAAAUCCAGUGAGAGCCCUCGAGAUGCAGUCAUUCGCAGGCAGUAUGUACAGCAACCAACUGAUCUUAGCGUAGAUUCAAUCGAGCUGACACCGAUGAAGAAACACCUGAGCUUGCCUGCUGGCCAGGUGGUGCCAAAAACCAGUAGUAUAAGUCUAAUCCGGACAGCCAGUGCUUCCUCAAGCAAAUCAUUUGACUAUGUAAAUGGCAGUCAAGCAAGUACCAGCAUUGGGGUUGGCACUGAGGGAGUUACUAAUUUAGCAGCUAACAAGGUUAAUCGAUACUCAACUAUCAGUCUGCAGGAAGACCGGCUAGGUCAAGCUGGAGAAGGUAAAGAGCUCCUCAGCCCAGGAGCCCCCUUAACCAAGCAGUCUCGAUCCCCAAGUUUCAAUAUGCAGCUAAUAUCCCAGGUGUAGUUCUGACCUCCUCUCUCAUCUUUCUGCUUACCCUUUAAACUGAACAUUUCAUUGUAUAAGAAGACACUUCAUCCCACAUUGUGAAAAUAUUGGUCAUCGUAAUCAGAUCUGAUUUAGUUUAGGUAUCUUCAUACUGUAUUUUGUAUGGAAACAGCAAUAAGGUUUUCUUUUUCCUCCUUCCUAUAUCUUCUCUUCACCUUAUUCCUUGUAAAUGCGUUUGUGAAGCAGUAUAAAAUGUAUGCAUUUUCCAUGCCUUCCUUUCUUCUUGGGUGAUGUGCAAUCCAUCGUAGGCUGAUCGGUCCCAUUUCAACACUGUGAGACUGAGGAUAUGUUAGAGGAAAUGGUGUAUAUGAUCCCUAUGAAAUGAUUCUUUGGCUUUCGUUUAAAAAAGAAAAACAAAACGGGUUUGUUCUCAUAAUCUAUAGAAUUAUGGAGAUUACUGGAUCAUAUUUUUUUCUCUUUUAACCAGGAGUGCCUCAGAGAUUCUGCUAUGACUUUGGACUUCUCUGAGUCUGUGUAUUUUCUUGAGAAGCAUGGGGAAAGGUGGUAGACUGCUGCACUUUUUCAUUAAAAUGUGGGUGGUUCUUUUCCCCCCAUCUCCUUUAUUUCGAGGACACAAAUGUUCAGUUACUGAGGCAUUUAAAUCAAGUUGUAGCCCCCUCCUUUGGAGGGCAGGGCUCAAAGUUGUUUGUGUAAUUGAUAAUGCACUUUCUCAAUGGCUCUACAGUCAUUAUUAACAUGUCUUCCCUCCUCCCUUCAAGGACAUAGGUCAUUUCUGUCCUUAAAGUUUGAACAACUAACAAAUCAGAGAAUCCAAGGGGCAUGUUCUAUUUCCCAGGAAUGAUUGACACUUUGGUGCUGGGGUUUUGUGGCGGGGGGGAGGGGGUGGUUUUUGUUUAGCUUGUGUGGGACUGUGUGUGUGAGGGGAAGUUUUGAUAGGUUUUUUUUCUUUUCCUUUGUGAGCUGAUGAUGACUGAAGUAGUACAAGUACGUCUUCAGGUAAAGAGAGGGAUUUCUCAACCCACUUUCUAUGAUGUCAGACUAUUGGAGAAACCCUUUCAGCUGCUUUCUAGAUGUACCUAAAUUCAGUCAGAUAUUUUGGAUUAAGAAACCUGAAGUCCUGAUAGAUCAUAUACUCCAAGGAAUCACAUCAGGGACGGGUAAUUGGCUGAAAACACUGAUGCUUCAACGUGACACACUUUUUUAGAACAUUUCUACCAGGGGGUACUGACUUGAUUUCUCCUACAAGGACCACACUGCCUUUGUGUUUAAUGUAAUGCAAUUUGUGUACCUUCUAAUCAUAUAUCUGCAGAAGUUUCUCAUUUUUAUAAAACUUUGAAAUCAUGCCAGUAAGCUAGAUGUUGAAUGUAUGUAAGUAGCAUUUGGUAACUGUGCUAAGAGGCUACAAAAAUGCAUUACUAGUAAAAAAAAUUUUUUUUUAGUUCUGAUUUGGUUGGGUAAGAUUUCAUUAUAAGUUCUUUUGGGUCUCAGGCUCUAAUGCUUGAUUGAAAAAAAGAAAAUAUAUCGGUUUUUGAAAGUCAUUUUAUGACUUGAACUGCUAUACGUUAUCCUUCCACAAAAUACAUCAGAGGUAUUAGCGCUUUGUACAUUUAGACAUUUUAAUUUUAUUAUUGUGAAAGAAAAAUAUACUGAAUUUAUAGAAAACAAGUAUUCUCCUAAUUAACAAAGUUUAAAAUAUUAUCUCUAUCAAUUAAAAUUACAAUAGAUUUUGAUAAAUAAAAUAACCAGAAAAAUGCCUCUUGUUUUUUUCCACAUCGAGAACCUCCCCCUCCUCCUCUUAUUUUAUUGUAAGAGGGUUUGUUUUGUUUUGUUUUGGAGGGGAUUUUCUUUAGAAUCUUUUUAAGAACAAUGAGAUGCUUAUUUGAAUUUGGUGGUCUGUAACACUUUUCAGCUCUUAGAAAAUGGAAAACUAGAACCUGAACUAGUACAACUAGUACUACUACUACAACAUUGCCAAAGUCUGGGAUAAAGUGAAAAGUUUAUAAAUAGAAAUGUAUUGGAGUGUGUGUGUGUGUGUGUGUGUGUGCGCGCACGCGCGCACACACG